UAUAAUGGUUAGACACAUUCCAACACUCGCUUUUUUACCUCCGAUUGAAUUUCUUGCAUCAUUCGAUAUGUCGAAAGAUAAAGUGCCAGGGGAGGCGGAUGGUCUUAUGAAAUGGUUUGAAGAGUAUUACAUACUAAAUCCAAAAGAGCAAAAUAGAGUACAACAUGAUAUUGAAUCAAUUUUGGGAGGUGCACCUCGACCUUAA
Molecule: messenger RNA, 205 nt
Organism: Scutellospora calospora
Lineage: Eukaryota; Fungi; Glomeromycota; Glomeromycetes; Diversisporales; Gigasporaceae
Source: the annotation of a GenBank genome assembly